Molecule: messenger RNA, 3620 nt
Organism: Lytechinus variegatus (green sea urchin)
Lineage: Eukaryota; Metazoa; Echinodermata; Echinoidea; Temnopleuroida; Toxopneustidae
Product: F-box/LRR-repeat protein 8-like
Exons: 3
Coding region: 150-1379 (409 amino acids)
Biological process (GO): SCF-dependent proteasomal ubiquitin-dependent protein catabolic process; positive regulation of protein ubiquitination
Cellular component (GO): SCF ubiquitin ligase complex
Molecular function (GO): protein binding
Source: RefSeq, a predicted model, not a curated record
CGUGCGCGUGCAUGCAUCAUGACAUCAUCGUGCAGUAGUUUUUACGGAAGCACAGUUAACUGGUGCGGUGAUCAUUCCAAGUUGUUAUCAGGUCUAACUACUCCUCAACUUCAAGACAAUUGUCUUCUUUGUUGAUAUUCAGACUCAAAAUGGAUCAUGAGGCUGUGGAAGCUCUGAUUGAGGAGGAAGAAGACGAGGAAGAGGAGAGUCUAUGGAGUAAUCUACCAAACCACAUUUUGGUUUACAUUUUUUCUUUCUUAAAUCUGAGUGAUCGUUGUCAAGCUUCCCUCACCUGUAAAGCAUGGAGUGAGAUAUUCGGAACUCCAUCUCUUUGGAGGAAGUUUAAGUUUCGUUUCUUCACAGAGUCUGAUUCCUGCCAGCUAAAGUGCCUCGACCUCUAUGGGAGCCAGCUCAGAAAUGUGUGCGUGGUACUGAAUCAAAAAGGGGAGGACAAUCGCAAGAAUGCUUGUGAGGUGAUCAACCGUCUGGCAGAGUGCCCUGACCGCAGGCUUCAAGACAUCACUGUACAGUUCACAACAGACAACCCCCUCUUCUUCAAGGGAUCUGAGUUCCUCAAUAGCCUUGCAUUGCUAUUUGGACCUCCUGCCCCAUCUGUGACUAUGCACCACCAGCUACGCAAAAUCGAUCUUGGCCAAUUGGAAUUAUCAAUCAGUGAUAUCAUGCUUGCUUUAAUUGCAAAUAAUCACCCAAACCUAGAAGUUCUUAACAUCCAGAAUCACUCAAUAAACUGCCAUAUCAGUACAGAGCACAUGCUGGACCUUGUACGCAAGUGCAAGAAGCUGCGAGAACUCAGUACUUUCUACAAAUCGGUAUCCGACGAUGUCUUCAAGGCUUUUGCUGAUGCAGACCAUGCAAGUCUGGAAUACCUGUCUCUUGCUUGUCGACGUGAGGAGAAGUACCAUAAGCUACUGUCAGCAGACGCCUGGGAAAUACUUGUGGCUUCUUCGCCAAAGCUUCGUGUUAGUUUACUCUUUGACCACACCAUUGAGCGGCAUCAGAUCAGGCACAUCUUGCAUCCUCAGAUUCCACUCACAGAGCUUGCCAUGCGAACAAUGUCAGAACUCCACCAUGAAGUCGGAAUAGUUGCCACCUUCUAUCCUCGCACCCUAGAAGUCUUCAUUGUCGUGACCAAGGGUUCCGAGUCCUUCAAAACGGAACUAAUGAGGUUGGUGUCAACAGCACCUCAUCUACGGGUCCUGCAUUGCUUUUGCGGCUUGGACGAAGACACCAUAGCCAGAAUCAAAGAGCUUUGCCCAAACCUGGAGGAAUCGACUCUGAAAACAGAAGAUGACUUUAAUGAGAUGCAGAGGGUUUUCGUUGGUAGGGCUGCACGGAAUACUGUCAUGUCUGGCCGGUAAAGGAUGAUUGGAGGUGCCUCUGGUGAGACGGAAAUCUCUUUGAACUUUGAAGGGAGAAAUUUAAUGCAUCAUCUUCCUGGAAAAUCAAAUGCAAUGUCUGAUAUUAUUUUAUAUUGCUUAUUGAUUAAAUCCAUUGAGUUUGAAUCAGGCAUACUUUCAUAUUUAGAUAAAUAUAGCCUCAUCUUUCGAAAAUAUAUGAUCGAUUCGGUGUGUUCUUUUGUGGAAAAGGUUUGCAUUACAGGUCAAGUUGAAAAGGAAAAUUUAACAAUUUCUUUUUGGGUGACAGUUGAGAUCAAUAGGCCUACAUACUGAAAUAUUUUAGUUUUUCACAUUCUUAUAUUUUCUGAAGAGAUUUGUGUGAUCUAAUAAUCACUUAAGCAUAAGAAAUGCCUCAGAUUGUAAUUAAAAAAAAGAACCAAUCGAUGCAGUACAGAUGUGACAAAUGCAAAUUUUGAAUUUGCUGCCUUGUAGAGCCUCACAUUCUGUUAGCUAGCAAUUACUAUUAUAUUUCAGAUUGUUAUAUAAAUGAAAAGGUACACAAUGUGAAUUUGAUUUAACAAAUAAUUUCUUUCCACUAAAAUGAGGAGAAAAAUACAUAUUUUUGAUUACUUUAUGCAAACUUUGUUCCAAAUGCCUUGAUCUUAACACUUCACUAUUAUUAAUUACCCAUUAGGUUUUUGAUGUAACGUAAUGGUUUAGGAGAUAUUGUUUGGCAUUUAAUGAACAGCAAUUAUUAGAAUAUACUUGAUGUGUAUAUUUGCAUUAUGUUUAUUUCUGUUGCAAAGUGGGGUGAUGAUUAGAUGUAAAGGUAAUUCAAUCAUGUUGUUGCAAAUUGAAAGCAUUGGUAUUUGACUGUUGUAUAUUGUAAUUCAUAGUUUUAAAGCUACUUAUUUAUGUACAUCAAUGCCAAUUACAGGGUAUCGAGAACUCGGGUAACGGGAUACCUCUGCUAGAUAACACUAAGAUUGUGAUUUUCGAAAGCUGUUUAUUUAAGAAUAAUGUCAAAGUAUCCAUAGUAUUAUUAUUCUAUUUCCCUUGAUUGUAAUCUCUUCUUAAACUUCAUCCCUUUAUUCAACAGAAUAUUCAUACAAGAUAAGUAGAACAUUGUAAAUGAUGUCUUUUAUUUGUAAUAUUUAUUAUUAUAGGCCAUCGAUCAACAGAAACUGCACCAAAUCCUAAAAAAAAGCAAUGAGUAAUGCAAGACUAAAAUAUAUAGGCAGCUACUGCUCUGUAGCCAUAGUUCAUUGUCUUUUGUAUCAGACACAUUGCUGAUGUUUCAUGUAACAACAUAAGAUUCAUUAAGGCAAAGUCAAUUUUAAAAAAAAUGCAGCAUCCACCUAGAUAAUAGGCUAGGUGUCAGCAAAUUAUCAAAUUACAAAAUUAGUAGAACAACAGUGGCUUCCAAGCAGGUUGGAAGGGACCUGUGCCCCUUUGUAUAUUUUUGAAAAUCACCAAUUAAACAUAAUUGAUAUACAGUAGCUAAAUCUAAGAAAUUAUCAUCUGCACCCCUUUUAUUUUUUAAGAUUUGCUCUUUGAAGCCUCAUUUACAUGUCCUGCCACUGAUUAGGAAAUAACAAUAGAAAGGGAAAAAAUUAAGUUAUGAUAAUAGUUACUGGAUUUGUGAAAUUACUGGAUUUGUGAAAUUCAUUUUAAGGUGAGAUAGGCAGAAAAGUUAAUAGUUUUGUUUUUAACUGUAAAUUUUGAUACCUAUGUUGAAUGUUAUCUUCAUAAGGUGCUAUAUUUUAGUGCUUUCAUUCAAAUGAAUUAUGCCCAAAGAGUAUACAUAGCCGGCUAAAGUAUGCACAAUGCCAAAGCAAAUAACAGUACAAUAUGGAAAAGAAACUUCUGAAGAGAAUAGUAUAAAUAGUGUAAUAAUUACUCAGGGAGGAGCAAGAAUAAACCAUUUAUCUCUUCCUGUGCAAAGGUGAUUCACAAUUUGCAAAGAAUAAUGACAGUAAUUCAUCGCCAGAAUGACAGAAUUGCAAGCUCUUUUUCUUCCCUUGUCUUGUCUCCUCUGGGAGAUGUUUGACUUGCAAUGGCAAUUGGAGCAUGUGGAACGUUAGGAGUGUAGGGUGCAGUCCCUGCUUUAACAUCUUCUGAUUUAAGAAUAGUGUUAAUUCAUAUUCAAUUAGCUUGAUGAAAAACUGGUACUUUUAAUUUAAUGAUGGUUUUUACUUGGCAGUCAUGGGCCACUUUUCAUCAUAGUAUGAUGGCAACAUCAGGCCCAAAGAACAAUCUUGA